AUGCUAGUGGAAGGACGAUGUGCUUCAACGGAAUUUCCACCAGACCGCUUGAAUAUCGACGCCUAUCACAACCCAGACACAAGUCGGCUUGACACCUUGUCUAUGCGUGGGGGUCAUUUCAUGACUGAGGAUCUCGGUCUUUUCGAUGCCCCGUUCUUUUCAAUCACGGCUGCGGAGGCCGAGGCCAUGGAGCCUCAACAGCGACUUGUUCUGGAAGCUGCCUAUCGGGCACUAGAGAAUGCUGGUUUGACCAUGAAGAACAUCGCAAAAUCAAAGACCUGUGUAUUCGCUGGUUCGACCGGCCAUGACUACCUCAUGCUGAACGUGAAGGACCCACAAUAUCUUCAGAAAUGGGACAUAACGGGAACAACUUCUAACAUGGUACCAAACCGUGUCAGUUGGUUCUUUGACCUAGUUGGCCCCAGUGCUGCAAUUGACACCGCAUGCUCAAGCAGCUUGAUGGCUCUUGACAUGACUUGUCAAUCUAUCUGGAGUGGGGACUCUACCAUGGGCUUGGCUGUUGGAAGUAACAUUCUUCUUUCACUGGAAACCACUCUCAUGAUGGACAACUUGGGCCUUCUUUCAAAAGAUAGUAGAUGUCACAGCUUUGACUCCCGCGGAAAUGGGUAUGCUCGCGGCGAAGGAGUUGGUGUUCUUGUCAUAAAGCCCCUAGCAGAUGCCUUGCGCGAUGGAGAUACCAUCCGAUCUGUUAUUCGGGCUUCGGCGUCAAAUCAGGAUGGACGAACUCCCGGUAUCACACAACCAAGUCCUGAGCUUCAAGCUCAAUUGAUUCAAGACACAUACCGGAAAGAAGGACUAGACAUGGCAGCCACGCGGUAUUUCGAGGCGCAUGGAACGGGAACCGCUGUCGGAGACCCCAUCGAAGUCAAAGCGAUCGGAUCUAUUUUUCGGGAGCAUCGCUCACCCAGCGACCCCUUGUAUAUUGGCUCGGUAAAAUCAAAUAUCGGGCAUUUGGAAGGAGGAAGUGGUGUUGCUGGAGUCAUUAAAACUGUUUUGGCUUUGGAGAAGGGGAUUAUUCCCCCCAACAGCGUGAACCUGCAGACCCUCAAUCCCAGGAUAGACGAUUCUUUCUUUAACAUCAAAUUUCCCCAAACUGCCCUCCCCUGGCCAUCGGAGGGACUUCGGCGUGCAUCUGUCAGCUCUUUUGGCUACGGAGGCUCUAAUACGCACAUUGUGCUGGAUGAUGCCUAUAACUACCUCAAGCUGAACAACCUGCAGGGUAAUUGCAACUCAAUGAUCCCUAAUCAAUCAACCAUGUGCAAGGACCACGGGGCUUCUGAGGUGCAGGAUGUUGAUUCUGGGGAGCCAGGCUGGGUAUCAGUUCAGAAGAGCUCAGAUGAAUCUCCCAAGCUACUUGUUUGGUCGACGGCAGAUGAGAAGGGCGUGACUCGUCUUCGAGAGACAUGGGAAUCGCAUUUCUCUCCCACUUCGACUGUAGAGAGCCAGGAGCCGGCGUUCCUGAAUAAUUUGGCGUAUACAUUGGCAUCAAGAAGAACUCACCAUCCAUGGAGAACCUUCGUUGUCUCCGACCCGUCAAAUACCUGGGCCACGAUUUUCGAAAAGUUCGCCCCCGCGUCGCAGGCUCGCGUUUCACCAAAUAUGGCAAUGAUCUUCUCCGGGCAAGGAGCGCAAUGGUUUGCGAUGGGUCGCCAACUGCUGGAUGUGUAUCCUGUCUUCCUACAGAGCAUCGAGGAGGCCGGCAAGUUUCUUCGAUCCCUGGGGUGUGAAUGGACUCCAAUUGAGGAGCUCAAACGCAGCGAGUCUACCUCCAAUGUGAAUAAGACCGAGUACAGCCAGAUUUUGUGUACCAUCGUGCAAGUGGCUUUGGUUGACUUGCUUCGCUUCUUGAAUCUGGUUCCCGCAGCGGUGCUUGGUCAUUCCUCUGGGGAGGUCGCAGCGGCUUACUGUGCGCGAGGAAUCAAUCGGCAGUCUGCCUGGAAGGUUUCGUACUACCGAGGCAACCUCAGUAGCACAUUGGAAAACUCAAGCGAUUUCAAGGGCUCCAUGCUUGCCGUCGCCCUCUCAGAGCAAGAUGCAAACUCCUAUAUUGAGAAAGCUGCCCAUCAGUUCGAGGUUCUCCAUUUAAGUGUCGGGUGCAUCAACAGCCCAAAAAGUGUGACUGUUACUGGAGAAGCCACUCAACUAGACGCCCUCAAAUUGAUGUUGGACGCAGACAAUAUAUUUUGCCGAAGGCUCAAGGUCAACCUGGCUUACCAUUCCUCCCAAAUGCGAGAAAUUGCUGGGCGAUACCUUGAAGCUUUGGGAGAACUGGAAGCCGAUUACCCGGGCCACAGAGAUUGCCCAGAGAUGGUGUCUUCUAUCACGGGUCGUUGGAUUGAACGGGGAGAGGCCGCCAAGUCUUCUCACUGGGCAAACAACAUGAUUUCUCCAGUGCGUUUCUCUGAUGGACUUGCUGUUCUCUGUGGAGGCGCAAGCUCGAAUUCCCACAAGAAACUGGACGGUAGCCAUCGCAGAACAAGGGCGAUAGAUCAUAUCGUCGAGGUUGGGCCACAUUCUGUUCUGCAAGGUGCUUGCAAGGACAUUCUCAAAGGCAUCCAGAGCCAAAGGCCCACCGAAUACCUUUCUCUCUUGGUGCGAAACAUCUCGGCAGUAGAUACUGCGUUCUCUGUCUUCGGAAAUCUGUUCGCCGCCGGUUAUCCAAUUGAUUUGAUGCGGGUGAACGGGCAGGGAUCUGCUGAGGGUUGUACAACUCUCAAGUCCUUGUCAGACCUGCCAGCCUAUCCAUUCAACCAUGAGACUAAAUACUGGCAUGAAAGUGAUAUCAGCAAGAAUCACCGCCUUCGAAAGGUUGGUCGGCACGAUUUGGUCGGCGUCCCUGACCCGAGCUGUAAUCCCUUUGAGAGGCGGUGGAGACACUUCUUGCGUGUUUCCGAGAUGCCCUGGAUCAAAGAUCAUCAGAUUGACGGCUCAAUCCUCUAUCCCGGCGCAGGCAUGUUAGUCAUGGCGAUUGAGGCUGCCAAGCAGGUUGCGGAGCCAGGUAGGAUCAUCGACGGGUUCAAUGCACAGGAGGUCAAGUUUCUUGCCGCGAUGAGAGUCCCCAACAAUGCCCACGGACUCGAAUCCAGUCUCUCUCUGAGACCCGUGAAAGGUCUCGAGUCCAAAUCAUCCGGCUGGUUUGAGUUCCGUGUUUGCACAUACGAAAGCGAGGCAUGGACGGAGAACUGUACAGGAAUCAUACAAGUUAUGUAUGCUCCGAACGACGCUGACUCCAAUAUCGAGAAGCGACACAAAGAGGAGUUGUGGAACAAUCAAUUUCAAGGCUACUCGGAAGCAGUCACCGCAUGCACGUUACCGGUCAAUGGCUCGUCUUUGUAUGAACGCUUGCAAAAGUCGGGUUACGGAUAUGGUGAAGCCUUCCAGUUGGUGAAAUAUGUCUCACUUGGUCCUCAGCAGUCGCAAGUAGUCGCCGAUGUGCAAAGGUUUUCAUCUUCGGCAGGCGAAACAAUCCAUCCAACCACUCUGGAUGCCAUUCUGCAAACCUCGAUUUGGACGACAGUGGACGCUGAAGCGGAGGAGAUUCCAACCGCAAUUCCAACAUCUAUUGAUAGUCUGUGGGUCUCCAGCAGAUUCCUCCAAGCUCCAUCAUCAAAUAUUUUGAAGACAUAUGCGACUAAGAGUGAGGAGUCGACCUUCCUUGGUGCGUCUGUUGAUAUCAUUGCGCUCGACGAGCCGCUGAAUCAAGCCCUUGUGUCUGUCCAGGGACUGGGAACUAGCAUUGUUAGUGAGCCCGAGAGUGUUCAGAAUGCAGUAGGAACAACUGGAGACAUCUGUCAUCGAUUUGAGUGGAAACCAGAUCCCAAUCUGCUAUCCAAAACAGAUCUGAGAGACCUUUGUACACAAGGUGCCUGUGACGUGUCGGAUCUCGCAGACGAGUAUAGGGACUUGGAUUUCGUGAUAAUGUCGCGCGUCAUUGAAACACUUCAAGCUCUAUCUGAGCAGGCCAUCCACUUCUCGAAACCACACCUUCAAAAGUAUGUGGACUGGAUGAAGCAUCAACAAAGUCUUCUCGCUGAGCCAAGCUUCUGGCUGUCCGAUGAAACCUGGAAAGCCAGGCUCGCUGAUUCUAGUUACGUUCGUGAGGUCGAAUCCCGUGUGAUGAGUCGGAACAAUCGCGGGGCUCUCUUUGUGACUUUUGGUCGCGACUUGCUCAAACUCCUGGCAGGCGAGACAGCCCCUUCAGAUCAUCUGUUGCAAAGCGAAAAGAUGAAAGAGCUCUACAUGGAAGAGUUCCAUGAGUCGUUUGGCAUCAAGCAUUUCCACCGCUAUCUUGACCUUUUGGCUCAUUCCAAUCCCAGGAUGAAGAUUCUCGAGAUUGAAGCUGGCGCCGGGUCCAUGACUGAUGUCAUGAUCCAAAUGCUGGGGACUGAUAAUGAAAGCAGACAUCGAAAGUACGCUCAGUGGGACUACACUGACACGUCCGAUUCUUUCUUUGCUGGUGCUCAGGAUCGAUUCCGUUCGGAAGCCAGUAGAAUGAACUUCAAAAAGCUCGAUAUCGAGAAGGACCCCAACAGCCAGGACUUUGAAUGUGGGACCUACGAUUUGGUUGUUGCCAGCCUUGCACUUCAUGCGAGCAAAAGCCUCAAGAAGGCAUUGUGCAAUGCUCGUAAGCUUCUGAAGCCGGGUGGCAAGCUGCUAAUGUACGAAAUCACUGCCUCUGAACAACGUUCAACAUUGAUCUCUGGACUUGCUGAAGAUUGGUGGUCAAGCUCGGAGCCAUAUCGCGAAAUGGGCCCAUGUGUGACGGAGCAAAAAUGGAACGAACUGCUAAUCGAGGCCGGGUUCUCUGGAUUGGAUCUUUCUUUGCCAGACUUUGGAGGCCUCGUCUGCCACGAGUGCAGUAUAUUAGUCUCGACAGCAGUUGAGAAGUCAACGACAGGUUGCCAGGAACCAGAGAUUGAGAUCGUCUACAACGAUUCUGAGUCUGCUCAGCGGGAUCUGACAGGCCACCUUGUCAAAGAGCUCGAAACCAUCUUCAAAAGCCCAAUUCGUCGCUCCACGAUUCAACAGGCUCUGGAAUACCAGCCUAACGGUCCAUUGCUUCGAGUCAUCCUUCUGGAAUUGCAGGCCUCUGUCUUAUCCGACAUCCAGCCUGAGCUCUUUGGUCAACUUCAAAAUCUCCUUUCCUCAACGGAGCACAUCCUAUGGGUUAACCAAGGUGGAGGUAUAUUCCCCUCUCGGCCUCAGUCUCGUCUUGCGGAAGGAAUGUUCCGUGUUUUGAAGACGGAGAACAGUAAGAGAAGACAUCACUUGUUGUCGCUCGAGCCUCAGUCCUCUCUCACGAAAGGUCAAUAUAAUCACGUCGUAAAUCUGGUCAAAUAUUUAUCAUCUCCAGCGGCUGAAAAUGCGGACAUGGAGUACAUUGAACACGAAAGUGUUUUGAAUGUUCCUCGCGUACUCCCCGCCAACACAUUGAAUGAGGAAAUCUGUCUCAUGGCUAGCUCUCACCAGUCCAAAAUCCAGGAUUUCGAUUGCCAGGUUCCAUUGAGCUUGAAUGCCGCAUCUCCCGGGCUCCUUGAUGGGUUUGAGUUCAUCGAGGAUGAGACGGCAAAUCUUCCUCUCGAGCCAGAUGAGGUGGAAGUCAAAGUCGAGUGUGCUGGGAUCAACUUCCGCGAUGUGUUAAUUGCGGUUGGACAACUGAAAGCCAGCCACACUGGAUCUGAGUGGUCCGGAACUAUCAGUCGCGUUGGCAAUGCAUGUACGAGAUUCCAAGUUGGAGAUUCUGUUGUUGGUUUGCACAAUGGCUGUUUCUCUACCUCAGUCCGCAUGCUUGAGAGUGGACCUAUCGUCAAGAUUCCAUCUGGUAUCUCUUUCUCGGAUGCGGCUGCGGUGUCGGUCAACUUUGCUACUUCAUACAUUGCAUUGCACAAUGUUGCGCGAAUUCAGUCCGGGGAAACCGUCUUGAUCCAUUCCGCAUCUGGAGGAACGGGACAAGCAGCAAUCCAAAUCGCGAAGAACGCCGGGGCCACGGUGUUUGCAACGGUUGGGUCCGAGAGCAAGAGGAAGCUUCUGAUGGAUGUUUACAAGAUUCCCGAAUCGAACAUAUUCUCUAGCCGAACCACACUGUUCUCCAAGAUGAUCAAACUCAGGACAGGUGGGAAAGGAGUCGAUGUCAUCCUCAACUCAUUAGCAGGUGAGAGUUUGCUUGCCUCAUGGAAAUGCAUUGCUCCGUAUGGCAGGUUCCUGGAGAUUGGAAAAAGAGACAUUCUCUCGAACCAAAAACUCCCAAUGCUCAAGUUCCUGGAUAAUGUCACAUUCAGUGGUGUCGAUCUGGCCGUCAUGUCAGUUGAGCGACCAGCUGUAUGCACCGCAGCCCUCAAUUCGGUGUUUACUUCAAUCCAAGAAGGCAAAUUGCAUCCCUCCCAGCCUAUCAACGUAUACGGUGUUGGGGAGAUGGAGAAGGCUUUCCGGAUCAUGCAGACCGGUCAACAUGUUGGUAAAAUGGUACUUGAGAUGCGUGCGCACGAUCAAGUCAAGGUAAUUUCUUUUCUUUGCAGUUGUAUCUCUGAGGUCGCUCACAUGAUUUUAGACUGUACUCAAGACGAGACCGGCUUUCUUCUUGGACUCAAAUGCAACAUUUGUGGUAUCCGGUGGCCUGGGGGAAUUGGCCGAAACAUUGUGUGUUGGCUAGCAGACCGGGGAGCUCGCCAUUUGCUUCUGCUGUCUCGAUCCGGCGGUCAAACGGAGAAGGGCAAGGAUAUAAUCCAACAUCUUGAAGGAAGGGGCGUCAAGGUCUCGGCUCCUAUAUGUGAUGUCUCAAACAAGGCAUCCGUUGAGGACGCUUUGCGGCAAUGUCGCUCAAGUAUGCCUCCCAUCAAAGGAUGCAUCCAAGCAGCCAUGGUCUUGAGAGAUGCUCUAUUCGAGGGCAUAUCUCAUAAAUCCUGGCAGGAGUCAAUCAGUCCUAAAGUUCAGGGUUCAUGGAACCUGCAUGAACUUCUUCCUCGAGAUAUGGACUUCUUUAUCAUGUUGUCCUCCAUUGCCGGGAUUCUGGGAACCACCGGACAAGCCAACUACGCGGCCGGAAACACUUUCCAAGACGCGCUGGCUCGACACCGGGUCGGACUUGGAGAGAAGGCAACCUCUUUGAAUUUGGGAGUGAUCGAUUUCGCUGGCGCAGUUGUUGAGGAUAUUCGACUCCGCGAAUUGUGGAUCAAGCAAAGCGAACUUCCUCCAGUGACUGAAGCGCACGUCCAUGGUCUCCUUUCCACCUACUGCGAUCCACGCAUCAGCGACCCCACUUCACUGGACUGUCAGGUGGUCGUUGGUCUAUCAUCCCAGGCAGUCUCUAGCAACGAUCAAUGGAGGAGGGAGCGACUCGUUCAGCAUCUCAUCGAAGACGAGAGUCAAGAUGGUGGCCAGCAAGAACAUUCGAGCAGCAGAGGCGCAACUUCGCUGCUACAAGCAGAAACCUUGGCCGAGGCAAAUCCCGCUGUCAUGGAGCUUUUCGUUCACAAGCUUUCGGCCGCUUUGGGCAUUGCAAGCGGGGAUAUUGAUGCCAAUAAGCCCUUGCAUCAAUACGGUGUGGACUCGCUUGUGGCGGUGGAGCUGCGGGGUUGGUUUUCUAAGGAGUUGCAGGCCGACUUGGGAGUCUUCGAGAUCAUCGGAGGAGCAACGGUGGCCUCGGUGGCGCAGAGCGCGGCGAGAAAGAGCAAGUUGGUGAAGGUGUCGGAGAAAUAA
Messenger RNA from Penicillium brevicompactum, 7716 nucleotides. RefSeq names its product type I polyketide synthase. Lineage: Eukaryota; Fungi; Ascomycota; Eurotiomycetes; Eurotiales; Aspergillaceae. Gene Ontology annotation, molecular function: oxidoreductase activity; zinc ion binding; fatty acid synthase activity. Gene Ontology annotation, biological process: secondary metabolite biosynthetic process; fatty acid biosynthetic process. The coding region runs from base 1 to 7716 and encodes 2571 amino acids. The record is from RefSeq and is a predicted model, not a curated record. The transcript is spliced from 13 exons.